ACGACACUUAGCAGCUGAGCUGGUGAGCUGUUUUUAUGCUCUUCUUAGCAGGUCGGCGUUGUAUUAUGAGUCUAUUUUGCUGAUAAUUAGGUAUCAGUAGCCACUCAUAUAGAAUGGAUUGUGUCUGCAAUAUAAUGUGUAGGGGUGCCCGUUCAGUAGCAAAGAACUUCGCAAAAUCAAAGCUAUCAAUCAACCCUCGACUACUGGCUAAAGCGGACAUCCAUCUGAUCGUCCAGUCCCCCAGCACUGAGGCCGCCUAUAGAACACAGAUAGAGAGUAUCAUCCGACUCUCCAGGGAGUAUGACAAAAAUGACGUCACCAUGAUGGUGAUCAUUGUGGGAGCAGUAGAGCACAGGUGUGUGGAUUCCAGCAAGUUCCAGACUCAGGCGAUGUUCGAGCAGGCACUGACCACCACUGUCUAUCUGGGCCACUGCACGCAAGUGUCGGUAGCCUUGAAAGUGGCCAGAGAAAACUACAUGAGCUCCUAUGAUGGCCGCCCAGGGGUGAAGAAGUUGGCCAUGAUUCUGAACGUGGCCAGCGACUGUGGGGAAGAAACCUCGGCUGUUGAUGAAGCGAACAAGAUCAAGCUGAUGGUGUCUGUGGUUGUUGUCGUCUCAGUUGGUGCCGGUAAUCGGACAUUCCUUGACCGUCUGACGUCAAAAUCUGACAACGUCUUGACCUUCUCUAGUGACCUUGAGCUGAUUGAUAAUGGCACUCAACAAAUCAAAGAGAUGACGUGCCGCAUUGCUCCAAAGCACAACAUAUGCGCUGAUAUUGGUUUGAUGAUCGAUGCCUCGGAAAGUAUCGGACAUGACGACUUUACCAAGCUGCUGAUCUUCAUCGUGGGGCUGACUGAGUAUUUCAACAUCGGUGCGGACAGCGUGCAGUUCGCUGCCAUGCUGUUCGGCAGCUCAGUGCAAACGCUGUUCAACCUUCAGGUAGCAUCACACGCCACAAUCAGACAGAAACUUCUGGAGGCUCCAUACCUAGCAGGAAGUACCAACACAGCUGCAGCUCUUGUAGAGGUCAGGACACGAGUCUUCAGCGUCUCAACAAGACCCAGCUGCCAGAAGAUCGUCAUCGUCAUCACAGACGGUGGGUCAGACAGGAGGGAGGACACAGAGCAGGCGGCUGAGGCAUUGAAAGACUCAGGUGUACGGGUGAUCGCUAUAGGGGUGGGUAGGGCCAACGUGGAGGAGCUGAACGUCAUAGCAUCCACACCUGGUGACGUCUUCUAUGUGGACACGUUUGACGUCCUGCAGACCAUCUUUGAAAAGAUAGUGGAGCUGACGUCAAAGCCUACUGUGACGACUUUGUCAGUCAAUCCCAAACUCAAGUCGAAAGCGGACAUCCAUCUGAUCGUCCAGUCCCCCAGCACUGAGGCCGCCUUCAGAUCAAAGAUGGAGUUUGUCGUCAAACUCUGCAGGGAAUAUGACAGAAAUGACGUCAGUUUGGGGGUGAUUGUUGUGGGAAAAGUAAAGCACAGUUACGUAGAUUCCAGUAACUUUCAGGAGCAGACGAUGUUUGAGCAGGCCCUAAUCAACACAGCCUACUUAGGCCACUGCAAAGGAGCCUCAAAGGCAUUAAAGAUGGCCAGAAAAAACUACAUAAGAUCCUAUGGUGGCCGCCCAGGGGUGAAGAAGUUGGCCAUGAUUCUGAACGUGGCCAGCGACUGUGGGGACGAAACCUCGGCUGUUGAUGAAGCGAACAAGAUCAAGCUGAUGGUGUCUGAGGUUGUUGUCGUCUCAGUUGGUGCCGGUAAUCGGACAUUCCUUGACCGUCUGACGUCAAAAUCUGACAACGUCUUGACCUUCUCUAGUGACCUUGAGCUGAUUGAUGGAGCCAUCGGACAAAUUAAAAUCAUCACGGCUAGUGUUGCUCCCAAGUACGCUCCGGUUGCUGAUAUUCUUUUCGUCAUCGAUUCUUCUGGAAGUAUCGGCGACGUCAAUUACGCGAAAGUGCUGAACUUUAUUGUGGUGCUGACGGAAUAUUUCAACAUUGGGCUCACGGCUGUUCUCUUCAGUGCCAUGCUGUUCUCAGACUCGACACAGAUGUUGUUUACUCUGGAUACACAGACACACGCCAGCAUUAAACAGACUGUUCUCGCGGCGCCCUAUCUGUCCGGUGGCACUAACACGGCCGUUGCUCUCCGAGAAGCCGGACAAGCCUUGACCAUUGGCGCCAGAAACACCAAAAAGAUCGUCAUCGUCAUCACAGACGGUCAGUCGAACGUGCCGGCUGAGACGUCGACAGCGGCCGUGACCUUGAGGAACUCCGGAGUGCGUGUGAUCGCUAUAGGGGUGGGCAGCGCUAACCAGGAGGAGCUGAAGGUCAUUGCAUCCGCCCCUGAUGACGUGUACUAUGUGGACACAUUUGACGUCUUGCAGACCAUCUAUGACAAGAUCGCCGAGAUGACGUCAUCUUGAG
Molecule: messenger RNA, 2427 nt
Organism: Physella acuta
Lineage: Eukaryota; Metazoa; Mollusca; Gastropoda; Physidae
Product: collagen alpha-5(VI) chain-like
Source: RefSeq, a predicted model, not a curated record